GAUGUCGAAGCAUUAGUGACGAUUAUCGCUCUCGCGGCCUCGCCUCUGCCCCCCAAACAAAAAUGGCUUCAAUUCUCCAAUUCCAAAUCCAAUCCGACAUGCGCUCCGCUUGGCAUCACUUGGCUUCCUCCUCCAUCCGUUCCUUCAAUCCCUCCUCCCUUCUCCUCCCACGCGUCGCCCCUCCCCGUCGCGCCUUCCGCUCCUAUUCCCCCUCCUUUCUUCCAUCCACAUCUUUCUCCCCCGAUUCCAAGGAACCGCUUGUUAAGCUUCCAGAGAAGCCUUCCAUUUGUACGGCGGAUGAGCUCCACUAUGUCUCCUUGCCCAAUUCUAAUUGGCGCCUCGCUCUUUGGCGUUACAAUCCUCCUCCUCAGGCGCCUACGAGAAAUCAUCCGCUCUUGUUGUUGUCUGGAGUGGGAACUAAUGCUAUUGGAUAUGAUCUCUCACCAGGGUCUUCAUUUGCAAGAUACAUGUCUGGCCAAGGAUUUGACACUUGGAUUCUCGAAGUUCGUGGUGCUGGAUUGAGUGUGGAGGGUUCAAAUUUCGAAGAAAUUCAGCAGUCUGCUAAUGCAGUGUCUGAGGAGAUGGAAACUGUGGCCAAGAGUGCCAUCAAUGGAACUCCUUCAGGAGAAAAGCAGCUGGCUAAUGUUUCUGCUGGCUUGUCAGAUUCCAAUCCUUCUUCUCUUAAAGAAGACUUGACAGGGAUGGCAACAGUGUGGGAUGAAUCACAACUGGUAACAAAGUUAACAGAAACUUUUAUGCGUUUGUCUGAGAGACUCUCAGGUUUUCUUAGUGAAGGUCAACUGAAGAUGAUGUCUGCUAAGUUAUUUGAUCAGAUAUCAAAACUUUUGGAAGAUUCUCAAGUAUCUGAACGGUUUAAUGAGGUAAGGGCAAAGCUUUCCAGUUUGCUGGAGACACAACAAAACUCAUCUAUUGCUGGCCAAAUCGGGGACCUCAGCCAAAGGCUUGUAAAUAUUAUUGAAGAAGGCCAGCGAUCUGUCUCACCACAGUUCUUUGAUAUGCAAGAGCGCCUUUUUUCAACAAUAGAAGAUUUCCAGAAACAACUUGACUUGAUUGUGAAGUAUGAUUGGGAUUUUGAUCACUAUCUGGAAGAAGAUGUUCCUACAGCGAUGGAAUACAUAAGGGGACAAACCAGGCCAAAGGAUGGUAAAUUGCUUGCAAUUGGUCACUCCAUGGGAGGCAUCCUGCUUUAUGCGAUGCUUUCACGUUGUGGUUAUGAAGGGAAGCAGCCUAGACUAGCUGCUGUUGUUACUUUGGCAUCAUCACUUGAUUAUACAUCUUCAAAAUCGACACUCAAAUUGCUCUUACCUCUUGCGGAUCCUGCCCAGGCUCUCAAUGUCCCUGUUGUUCCUUUAGGAGCAUUAUUAUCAGCUACUUAUCCUCUAUCAACUCAUCCUCCUUAUGCCUUGGCUUGGCUUAAUAAUCUAAUAUCAUCAGAUGAUAUGAUGCAUCCAGAGUUGUUAAAAAAGCUUGUCUUGAACAAUUUCUGUACCAUACCUGCCAAACUCAUCCUGCAGCUGACAACUGCUUUUCGAGAGGGUGGACUGUGUGAUAGGAAUGGUAAAUUUUUCUACAAGGAUCAUAUUCAUAAGAGCAAUGUCCCUGUGUUGGCACUUGCUGGGGAUCGAGAUCUGAUUUGCCCACCUGAAGCUGUAGAAGAAACUGUGAAGCUCUUUCCUGAAAAUUUGGUUACCUAUAAAGUUUGUGGAGAACCUCAAGGUCCGCAUUAUGCACAUUAUGACUUGGUGGGAGGACGCUUGGCUGUGGAGCAAGUUUAUCCCUGUAUUAUCGAAUUUCUUAUUCAUCAUGACUCAUGAGACGUCAUCACACAGUUUGUCACCACAGCAUUUUAGUUCCAAAGGAGUACAGAAUAUCUCAUGCAGUGUUGUGAUUGCCUAUAUCAAAUUGAAUCUUGGCAGCAUGAAAUCUGCAGAGUGAUUGGCAGCAUUCAUGGAGUGCAUCGAUGCCUUGAUCAUUUAUGUUGAAAGAUGCAGUGCAGAUGAAACUUUCCAUGAGGGAAAAACUGUAUAAAAAAUCAAUUGCCAAAAUCUGUAUCCAAAAAUGGUGAAGCCUGCAUGAGCAGCUUUAUUGUGUUGUAUAUUGAAUAUUAUAGUGAAGACUGAAGAGUGAAGUGCCGGUAACAGUUAAUCCAAUCAUGCAUUUUGAUUGCAUUUUGAAUUUGAUUAAAGAUCAAAAUAUGGU
Molecule: messenger RNA, 2220 nt
Organism: Rubroshorea leprosula
Lineage: Eukaryota; Viridiplantae; Streptophyta; Magnoliopsida; Malvales; Dipterocarpaceae
Source: the annotation of a GenBank genome assembly